This is a messenger RNA of Formica exsecta, 2360 nucleotides long. RefSeq lists its product as uncharacterized. Bases 415 to 1875 code for a protein of 486 amino acids. The record is from RefSeq and is a predicted model, not a curated record. The transcript has 6 exons. Lineage: Eukaryota; Metazoa; Arthropoda; Insecta; Hymenoptera; Formicidae.
UAUUGUGUUAUCCCCUCUACACCACGAUUUGGCGUGAUUCGCGUUCCGAAUCUGGCAUCACUUCGAUCUUCGAUACCUAUCGCAUACGCGAGACCUUUGCGGUUUGCGGUUUCAUGUUCGCGUCUGUCAUGUCGUGGUCGUGGUCAAUAUUUCGGUCACGGUUCGUGGACAGGAUCGAUAGCUGCUCGCGAAGAAUAUUCAUGUAAAAUAGAAACAUUAUGAAAAUGCACGACAAUAAUACAACUAUUUCGCUAAGAAAUCCAAGUCGAAUUCGACAUUAUAAAUAUCAGAAAUCAGAAAUGCGUCAGUAAGUUUUCGCUCUACCUGCGGAAAAUUCGCAGGGUAUAACUCUGCAGAGGAGUUGUCAGACUGAUCGGAUCCUGUUGAUGGAAAAAAUCUUUCGGAAAGCAUGAAAUGCGAAGAAACAGCCUUAAGAAUAACACAAUUAGUCCAUUGACGCAAAAAAUAAAGGCUCCUCAACAUCUGCUGAGAUUUAAAGAUGAAGAGGAUGGGUUUGAUAACGAAUGGAGCGGUCGCUUCCGGCUGCCUAGUUUAUCGCGGCAGAAAUCAUGGAAGGAUGAUGAUGAUAUCCUGUCUAAUGGAAAUAGUGCGGCAACAUCUAUUUCUUGGUCGCAGGAGAUGGAAGAUACAGCGACCCAGAAAUUUGAAGAACAGUGGACAAAUGUGGAAAGGACCUUCUACGAGGAAGAGGAUGAUCAACUGCUUCAGGGAUCCAUUUUGGACGAAUGUAUACAAUGGAGAACACAGAUACCAUAUAUGAGAAUAAUUGGCAAAAAUCCAACUUGUACCAAUAACAACAGUACACAGCAUGAUAUUGACUCCAAUGAUGAGAGGAUGAAAAGAUUCGAUACUCUACAAAAUGACAAAAUAUCCAUGGAACACAAUCUUUCAAUAAAGGAAGGAGAGGAUUCUAUGCAAUACAAAUUAAAUAAAGCGAAAUUUGAAGAUGUUCUUGAUAUGCUGAUGGAAUAUGUAAUCGCAGAGGUCAUUCCUAAUAAGGAGAAUGAUACAGAUUUAUGCGAAAGUCUAAGUGAUGCUCUAAAAAUAGCUCCUGCUCCUGUUCAUGGCAACAGAAAUUCCUCGAGAAACUCAAAAACAAAUUGGGCAGAAGAAGCAAUUUCUCCUAAUUAUAUCGAGAAUAAAUCUUUAAGUAUACGAAAUCGAUUGCUGGAUACAGGAAGCUCUCUUCAGACAAUAAAAAAUGAUAUAAAUUAUCAAGAAGUUCAAAAAGAACAGCGAAAAUCAAUUUCUGCAAAUAAACCAAGAGACUUUGAUAAUAAAAAAGAUGAUGAUACAUCGAGACCCAAGGAGAGAUUGUGUACACCACAUAUAGGCAGAAAUAAGCUUGGCACUAUCUUCAAUGAGAGGAUUGUUGUGAGCCCUGUGCCCUUUGCAGUAUCCACACGAGAAAGCUUCUCUACUUUAAAUACUAUUCCCAUUAGAUUUAUCAAUGAAGAUUUCGAAAUUUCCUCCUUUCAAGGUAGUUUCCAUGGUUCUGCGACAAGAUCAAGCGCUUUAAGAAAUUCAAAUAUUCAUUCCGCCUGGCAAGCUCCUGUCUGUCCUACUGUUUGGCCGAAAAAUAUCCGACUCGCGCCCAUAGACACUUCGAGACUUCCUAGUAACAAAAAUAGGUUAUUGGCACCGUCGCCCGCUAUCUUACACUGCAACAGGAAACCACUGAGUCCGAUUUCCAAGAUACCGAAAUCCGCUCACACGAUUCGCGAUCGUUUGGAGAUUCAAGGAAAACACAUCAUUCCUUCGCAAUCAAAAAUCAGUUUGCUCUCAGCUGGCUGGGAUCAUAGUUCCAGAAUGAUCAAGAGCAAGAAAAAGAAACGGGCAACGGAAGGUUCUUGAAAAAAAAAGAAAAAUGCUUAAUGCAAUAAAGUUGAAAGCGCUUUAAACACUUGCUUAUAAGAAAUAUAUUUUUCUAAAAUGUGUCGUGUUAUGUCUUAUUCUGUGUCUAUAAGGAAACCGAAAAGUACAAAACAUGCUGCUUCGACGCGUUCGGUUUCGUAACAGGAUAACGCUUGGAGCACAGCAGAAAACGCUUUAAAAACGAAGUAUAUAUGUAUACAAAUAUAUUUAUUGUCUAUAUUUAUUGUCUAUAAUGUUAUUGUAUAUAAUUUACGGAAAGUAAUCAUUGCAAUUAUACACACAUACAUGCAAUGAUGUGCGAUUUUUAAAUAUGGGUGUUCCAUAAAUGAUAAAUCAUGACUAUUUCUACCUCACCACGUGUCCGUGUUGUUCGAGUGUUAUUCUACACGCUUAUCGCGAGUGGAUAUAUUUUUGUAUAUGUCGCACAAUAUUAUGUAUUGUAAAUAUAUUGGUAGUGAUAUAUA